UUUUGGGAGUGUUCUGACUGAAGCGGAGAUAUGAACUUGCCGGGGGUCCAAGUCCUGCUGGCUGGGAUUCUCUGUGGACUGGCUGGUCCGGCCGCCUGCUCGGAAGACGAGACCCGCCUGGUGAAGCACCUGUUCACGGGCUACAACAAGGUGGUCCGCCCCGUCAACCACUUCAGCGAGGCCGUGGUGGUCACGGUGGGACUGCAGUUGAUUCAGCUCAUCAGUGUGGAUGAAGUCAACCAGAUUGUGACCAGUAAUGUCCGCCUCAAACAGCAAUGGACUGACGUGAACCUGCACUGGAAUCCUGACGACUACGGCGGCAUCAGUAAGAUUCGAAUCCCGUCCAGAGACAUCUGGAAGCCUGACUUGGUGCUUUACAACAACGCUGACGGCGACUUUGCCAUCAUCCAUGAAACUAAAGUCCUGCUGGAGCACACUGGAAAGAUCACGUGGAACCCUCCCGCCAUCUUUAAGAGUUACUGCGAGAUCAUCGUCCUGCAUUUCCCCUUUGACCUGCAGAACUGCAGCAUGAAGCUGGGGACGUGGACCUACGACGGCCGGCUGGUCGUCAUCAACCCAGACAACGACCGCCCAGACUUGAGUAACUUCAUGGAGUCGGGUGAGUGGGUGCUGAAGGACUACAGGAGCUGGAAACAUUGGGUCUACUACACCUGCUGCCCAGAAACGCCCUACCUGGACAUCACCUACCACUUCCUGAUGCUGCGCCUGCCGCUCUACUUCAUCGUCAACGUCAUCAUCCCCUGCAUGCUCUUCUCCUUCCUCACCGGGCUGGUCUUUUACCUGCCGACAGACUCGGGUGAAAAGAUGACUCUGUCCAUCUCCGUCCUGCUCUCGCUGACCGUCUUCCUGCUGGUCAUCGUGGAGCUCAUCCCGUCCACGUCCAGCGCCGUGCCGCUCAUCGGGAAGUACAUGCUCUUCACCAUGGUGUUCGUCAUCGCCUCCAUCAUCAUCACCGUCAUCGUCAUCAACACGCACCACCGCUCGCCCAGCACGCACACCAUGCCCGCCUGGAUACGCAAGGUGUUCAUCGAGACCAUCCCCAACAUGAUGUUCUUCUCCACCAUGAAGUGUCCCAGCCAGGAGGUCCGCCAGAAGAGGUUGUUCCCCACAGACAUGGACAUCUCCGACAUCUCGGGUAACCCCGCCCCCACCAACGUCCCCUACCAGUCCCCCAUCGUCAAGAACCCCGACGUCCGCAGCGCCAUCGAAGGCAUCAAGUACAUCGCUGAGACCAUGAAGUCGGACGAGGAGUCCAACAAUGCGGCAGAGGAGUGGAAGUUUGUCGCCAUGGUUUUGGACCACAUCCUGCUUUGCGUCUUCAUGGCCGUGUGUCUCAUCGGGACGCUGGCCGUCUUCGCGGGCAGACUGAUGGAGCUCAACACGCUGUGA
Messenger RNA from Entelurus aequoreus (snake pipefish), 1410 nucleotides. RefSeq names its product acetylcholine receptor subunit alpha-like. Gene Ontology annotation, molecular function: acetylcholine-gated monoatomic cation-selective channel activity; transmembrane signaling receptor activity. The coding region runs from base 31 to 1410 and encodes 459 amino acids. The record is from RefSeq and is a predicted model, not a curated record. The transcript is spliced from 10 exons. Gene Ontology annotation, biological process: chemical synaptic transmission; regulation of membrane potential; signal transduction. NCBI's taxonomy places the organism in Eukaryota, Metazoa, Chordata, Actinopteri, Syngnathiformes, Syngnathidae. Gene Ontology annotation, cellular component: postsynaptic membrane; neuron projection; synapse.